ACAUUUGACAUUCAAUGAAUCAAAGCCCUAACAUCUAGACAGGUGGUCAUUCAGAUCAGAAUCCCUCUCAGAUCAAGAACAGAAGCAGAAGAAGAGACUCCCAUAGCCAUGGCGAGCGAAGAAGAUACGAUGGAGAAUUGUUUGGUUCUCCUCUGCAUCGAAGCUGCGUCGCAGAGCAGAGACGCCGUCGAGACGUGGCGGAGACAGCGGCGCACUCUCGAACGCAUGCCCUCUCAGCUCGCCGACGCUCUCCUCCACCGCCUCCUCCGCCGCCGCCUCCUUCAUCCUUCUCUCCUUGAAGUUUUCAAAUACAAUGUAGAGGAUAUUGAUCUGAGAGGCCAGAGAUCUGUAGAUGCGGAAUGGAUGGCGUACUUAGGUGCAUUUCGGUACCUGCGUUCAUUAAAUGUUGCAGAUUGCCAUAGAAUCAAUAGUUCUGCCCUUUGGGCUCUUGCAGGUAUGACUAGUUUAAAAGAGUUGGAUAUUUCUAGAUGCUCUAAGGUUACUGAUGCAGGCAUUAAGCAUCUUUUAACAAUUCCAACUUUAGAGAAAUUACACAUUUCAGAAACGGGUGUUACAGCUGUAGGGAUAACACAUCUGUCUUCACUUACGAAUUUAUCUGUAUUGAACUUGGGAGGUUUACCUGUCACUGAUCUGGCACUAAGUUCUCUCCUGGUUCUGAGAAAGCUGCAACACCUUGACCUUUGGGGGAGUGAAAUAACUAACAAAGGGGCCGCUGUUCUUAAAAUGUACCCUAAAUUGAGCUUCCUGAAUCUAGGUUGGACCAAGGUUACAAAGCUGCCAAAUUUAUCCUCUCUUACAUGCUUGAACAUGAGUAAUUGCACCAUUGAUUCUCUAUUUGAGGAGUGCAGUGAUAAAGCUCCUUUAGUGAUGCUUAAUCUCUCUGGAGCAACAUUCAUAGAUGUUUCUGAAGCCUUUUUAUAUGUUGAAACCGGUUCCCUAUCCUUCUUGGAUGUGUCCCACUCUUCGCUUCAAGGAUUCCACUUUUUGCCUUGCAUGAAUGCCCUGGACCAUUUGGACCUCAGUUCUACUUUGAUGGAAGAUGAUUCAGUUGAAUUAAUUACCUGCAUGGGAGCGAAGUUGAGAAAUUUAAAUCUCAGCAAGACAAGAGUGAGCUCUGCUGGAGUGGAAAUUUUAGCUGGACGUGUUCCCAAUCUUGAAAUUAUUUCGUUAUCUUGCACAUCAGUUGAUGAUUAUGCCAUCUCAUGUAUCAGCAAGAUGCCUUCACUAAAAGUUAUCAACCUUAGCAAUACAAAUGUUAAAGGUUUGAUUCAACAGGUAGGCACCGAGACGGAUUGGAUCCCCUCACUUGCAGCACUGCAAAAUCUCAAAUGGUUGGAAAAGUUGGAUUUGGAGGAUACAAAAAUCAGUGAUGCAGCUGUACCACCUCUAUCAAGCUUCCAAGAGUUGAGCCAUCUCUCUCUCAAAAGUGGUUUCCUCACAGACGCAUCUUUGGACCACUUAUCAUCUAUCCCUAAGCUGACAAAUCUCAGCAUUCAAGAUGUUGUCUUGACCAAUGCCGGGAUUGAUUCAUUCAAUCCGCCAAAGACGCUAAAAAUACUGGAUCUGAGGGGUUGUUGGCUCCUAACUGAGAAUGUUAUUAUGCUAUUUUGCAAACAACAUCCUCAGAUUGAAGUGAGGCAUGAACUUAUGCAUCAUAUCCUUCAAAGUGACCAAGAAGGCUCUAGCUACUCAUCUCCAUCACGAGUAACUCCGACUACCUCGCAAUUGAAGAAACAAGGAAAAAUGCCCACAUCAUCAUUUACUCGCCAUAAUAAUAUUUUCUUAGAUCAAAGGUUGAAGUAUAGCAGAGAAGAGCUUCUUUCGAUGCAGUUUUCAGCGUCAUCACUUGCUCCUUCCCAUGAUAGAGGUAGUGUGAUACCUUAGUUAUAUGGUUGAAUUUUUCCUAUAAUUGAAAGAUAAGUUAUUUAAUUGUUUACAAUGGUGGCUCCAAUUAAAAUAAUUCUUGAAUAAUGUAUAUCCAUAUGCGGAUCACCCCCACCCACUUCUUGUUUGUAUAAUGUAUAUCCAUAUACAUGAUUGUUGUAGAUUCUGAUUUUACUCGUGAUCAUAACUUAUUCCAAAUUUACAUUUUUAGAAGCAGA
Cornus florida is the source of this 2123-nucleotide messenger RNA. RefSeq lists its product as uncharacterized. Gene Ontology annotation, molecular function: protein binding. The record is from RefSeq and is a predicted model, not a curated record. The transcript has 6 exons. The coding region runs from base 109 to 1905 and encodes 598 amino acids. Lineage: Eukaryota; Viridiplantae; Streptophyta; Magnoliopsida; Cornales; Cornaceae.